Molecule: messenger RNA, 838 nt
Organism: Capra hircus (goat)
Lineage: Eukaryota; Metazoa; Chordata; Mammalia; Artiodactyla; Bovidae
Gene: MRPL51
Product: mitochondrial ribosomal protein L51
Exons: 3
Coding region: 154-540 (128 amino acids)
Biological process (GO): translation
Cellular component (GO): mitochondrial large ribosomal subunit
Molecular function (GO): structural constituent of ribosome
Source: RefSeq, a predicted model, not a curated record
CUUGAGCCCAGAGCUACCUGGGUAAAAUCCAAGAUGGCUGCAUGCAGUUAGUACUCGUGUGACCCCAGCGGAGAAGGUUGUGUAUCUCCUGGAAGGCCACGUCUAGCCCUCCCUAUAGUGCUCGUGCAGUAUUGCAGGGGAGAGACGAGAGCAAUGGCAGGGAGCCUCUCUUGGGUGGCAGGCAGAGGCUUAUGGGGCCUGGUGCCGCUGGCCUGCAGAAGUUUCUUUCUGGGUGUUCCCAGAUUGUUCCAUGUAAGGGUCACCCUCCCGCCCCCUAAAGUGAUUGAUCGUUGGAACGAGAAGAGGGCGAUGUUCGGGGUAUAUGACAAUAUCGGGAUCCUGGGAAAUUUUGAAAAGCACCCCAAAGAACUGAUCAAGGGCCCCGUGUGGCUUCGAGGCUGGAAGGGGAAUGAACUGCAGCGUUGUAUUCGAAAGAAGAGAAUGGUAGGAAAUCGGAUGUUCGUUGAUGACCUGCACAACCUGAACAAACGCAUCAGCUUUCUCUACAAACGCUUUAAUCGACAUGGGAAGCACCGGUAGAAGAAAAAGCUGGGAACUAUGGAAGAGGCAUGUCUAUCACCAGAGAGAAGGGAAAAGUACUUUGCCUUAUGAGGAAGGGGAUUUGAAUGCUCUCAGUGAUAAUGCAGGACUCAUUUGUAAUCCAUUAUCCACAACUUUAGUUUUCUCUAGAUGCUAGUUUUACUCAUUUAUGCAAGGAGGAAGUGGAAUUCAUACCUAAGUCUUACAGUUUUACCUUUGGACUUCACCACUUGCCCUUGCAAUCUAGCCAUACCUGUGGUGUUCAAAAAAAUAAAAAAAUCAUUGUUGGCACUUUUGA